Messenger RNA from Oryzias latipes (Japanese medaka), 4900 nucleotides. It is a transcript of the gene mcf2lb, whose product is annotated as mcf.2 cell line derived transforming sequence-like b. NCBI's taxonomy places the organism in Eukaryota, Metazoa, Chordata, Actinopteri, Beloniformes, Adrianichthyidae. The record is from RefSeq and is a predicted model, not a curated record. Gene Ontology annotation, cellular component: cytoplasm. Gene Ontology annotation, biological process: intracellular signal transduction; positive regulation of Rho protein signal transduction. Gene Ontology annotation, molecular function: protein binding; guanyl-nucleotide exchange factor activity.
GACAGACGCAGACCAUGACGCAGCUGUCGUGCCUUCCGUGCACACUGGGUGUCGCUGUUGGAUAGAGCGUUUGCAUGAUUCUGCAAGGCUGACCUUCACUUCCCCUCCCCCUCUCUCUCUUUGCCAAGUGUGCACAGGUUUGCAGCAUCAUACAUGCUGAGGCUGAAACAUGCAUGUUUGAGGGAGGCUGUCUUCUGAUCCAACUCCACCGCACCUCCACUGAUGCCAUUUUUCCAUCUUUUUGGAUUCAGGUGUUGCUGCUGGGGGGGUUGUGGCUCCAUCUUCAGCAUCUCUCCAUCAUCUGCCUCUCCAGCAUCCUUCUCCUCUGGCGUUUAUUUUUCUCAGUCAUCUUGGCUCGCCGCCUUUUUAAAUGAAAGUGGUGGGAUUUACCAUCCGAUCGUAGCCUCCAUCCUACAUUUUUAAGCAGAAUUAGGCAGCAGCUAGUCACAUUCUGGGCAACUUCACCCUCCCUUAUUCCUUCUGCUCUGGUGGGCUUGUCGGCGCAGAUUCCCUCUUCCCUCCCACUUCAGCAUCAUCCACUAUCCAAAGUAUUGUUGGGAAUACAGCAGGCAAGCUGUCUCUACUUCCAAAGAAAGGGUGUUUAGGCUGGGGGGCUGGUCUUCCGCUGUCCCUCUGGAGGAUGAUCUUUUGGAUGAAGACAGAGGAGAUGGCCCUCGGGGAGCUGCUGGAGAGGCUGAGAUCUGUCACACAGUGCAUAGAUGAGAUCAUGCAGCUGGACAGCAGUCCACUCCGAGCAGCAGACAUCACCACCGACCUCAAAAAACAGUUUGCUUUCCUUUCAGGGGGUAGAGGGGAUAAUGGCAGCCCGGUCAUCGUGUUCCCAGAAUUCCCAGCGUUCAGUGAGAUCACGGACAGAGAGUUUCACAAUGUCCUAUCCUAUCUAACAAGUGUGCCAAGCCUGUCAUCAACAGACGUGGGUUUCAUCCUGGUCAUCGAUCGCCGGCAGGACAGAUGGGCAGCUGUGAAGGGGACGCUCCUCCGUAUUGCUGGUUCUUUCCCCGGGAACCUCCAGCUGGUUCUGGUUCUGAGGCCCACCACCCUGCUGCAGCGGACUCUGUCAGACAUUCUCUUCAAAUUCAACAAGGAUGACUUCAAAAUGAAAGUGCCGGUGAUCAUGCUGAGCUCUUUGACUGAGCUGCACUCGUACAUCGACCGCUCUCAGCUGACGCAGGAGCUGGGAGGGACGCAGGAGUACUGCCAUGAGAAGUGGAUCUCACAUCGCACUGCUAUUGAAGGUUUUGCUCUGAUGGUUAAGAGAACAGCACAGGCGCUACAGUCAUUUGGAACCGAACUGGCAGAGACCGAACUCCCCAAUGAGAUUCAGGCCACAACCAUCCUGCUCAGCACACACACCAACAAGAGGGACAAAAUGAAGGAGGACCUGCUGGUGGCUCUGGGUCAGGGGAGCAGACUUCUCGAGAGCAUCAAUGAACCCAUAAUGCACAACCCUGACCACAACAUGAACCAGGACGAACUGGAAAACCUGGCCACAGUGCAGAGACUGCUGUCUCAGCUGGAUGAGACGGAGAGGGCUUUUGACGAGUUCUGGCUAAGGCAUCAGACCAAACUGCAGCAGUGCCUUCAACUGCGCCACUUUGAGCACAACUACAGAGAGGUGAGGGCUCUGCUGGAUCAAACGUCAGAGAAACUCACCAGCUUCUCUGAGGUUGGCAUCAGUCCGGCCCACGCUGACCACAUCUUCACGGAGCUCACCACCUUUGAGGAGAGAGUCUGUGAGGUUCUGGACAAAGCCUUGGCCUUGUCUCGCGAGGGUGAUGAACUAAUCCAGAACUCCCACUACGAUGAAGACUCAAUCCAGCCCAAAUGCUGCGAGCUCAGAGCUCUCAGUGAGAGUACGAGCAGCAGCCUGAGGGCCAAGAAGGACCACCUCCUCAAAGCCAUUGAGCUGCACCACCGCUUGGACAGGACGUCUAAAUGGGUUGAUGAUGGGAUCUAUCUGCUGGCAUCCCAGCCAGUAGACAAGUGCCAGUCCCAUGAGGGGGCGGAGGUGGCUCUGCAGGAGCUGGAGCGCUACCUGGAUAAUGCUGGCUGCAGCCAACUGACUGACCUCAGCAGCAUCUGGACAGAGUAUGAGGGGGUGUUGAACCAUCAGCUCAGGGAACAAGUGGAGAAGGUUUACCAGAAGCAGACGUCCAUGCAGGAGAUGUUUGACAAGAGGACGGUCAGUCUCAAGAAGCUGGCAGCCAAACAAUUGAGGCCCGUGCAGCCGGUCGCCCCGAGACCCGAGGCCUUCAUCAAAUCACCUCUCAACUCCCCUGCUCACAGAGUACAGCAGGAGAUAAACAGCUCGGACUCAGACAACAGCUGUGGAAAAGGACAGCAGCAGAAUGAAGACGGCAACAGCAGACAUGCAUCUCUGUCAGAAGAGGAGGAGAACCUGGCAGUGCUCAGGCGACAUGUUAUGAACGAACUGCUUGAAACUGAGAGAGUCUACGUGGAGGAGCUGCUCUGUGUGCUGCAGGGAUAUGCCUCAGAGAUGGAUAAUCCUGGGAUGUCUCACCUCAUCCCCCCGUCUCUGAAUAACAAAAAGGAGGUUCUGUUUGGAAACAUGCCAGAAAUUUACCACUUCCACAAAAGGACUUUCCUGAGAGAGUUGGAACAGUACACAGACUGCCCGGAGCUGGUUGGAAGGUGUUUCCUACAGAGGAUGACGGACCUGCAGAUCUAUGAAAAGUACUGUCACAACAAGCCUCGCUCUGAGAGCCUGUGGAGGCAGUGCUCAGACUGCGCCUUCUUUCAUGAGUGUCAGAAAAAGCUGGAGCAUAAAUUGGGGUUAGAUUCAUAUCUGCUGAAGCCUGUUCAAAGGAUUACCAAAUACCAAUUGCUGCUGAAGGAAAUGCUGAAGUACAGCAGGGGCCGUGAGGGGGCUGACGACCUGCAGGAGGCGCUGACCUCGAUUGUAGGCAUUCUGAAAGCAGUCAAUGAUUCCAUGCACCUUAUUGCUAUUACAGGAUAUGAGGGUAAUCUGAGUGAGCUGGGUAAGCUGCUGAUGCAGGGGUCAUUCAGCGUGUGGACCGAACACAAAAAAGGUCAUGCCAAGGUUAAGGAUUUGGCGCGAUUCAAGCCCAUGCAGAGACACAUCUUCCUCCAUGAGAAGGCCUUGCUCUUCUGCAAGAAGAGGGAGGAGAACGGGGAGGGCUAUGAAAAAGCUCCCUCCUACAGCUUCAAGCAGUCUCUGAGUAUGAGUGCAGUGGGUAUCACUGAAAAUGCGAAAGGAGACAACAAAAAGUUUGAGAUCUGGUGCAACUCCAGAGAAGAGGUCUAUAUUGUUCAGGCACCAACAGCUGACAUGAAGACCACAUGGGUAAAUGAGAUCAGGAAGGUUCUGACAACCCAGUUGGAGGCAUGUAGAGAAGCCAGCCAGCAGAGGGCGCCAGACCCGGUCAUCCAGGCACCUCCUGUGCACAGCGUGACUGUGUGUCUAAGUCCAUUUAAGACAAGCCAGAAGACCUUAAAGAAGGGAGAGGAGAAAAAAGCGGAGCUCCCAGGCCUUGAUGCCAGCUCCUCUUCUUCACCAAAGCUUUCAGGAACAGACGGGGCUGUGACAAGCCCGACCUCAGACAGAGCUGCUGUGGCUAAAAAGCGCUUUACCUUACAGGGCUUCAGUAACCUCAAAGCUCAGAAAGAGCCCUCAGCUUCUAAUGACAGAAGUUUUACACUUCCCAUGACCAUCUUCUCAUCAGCAGGAUCUCCCACCAGCCCAGAUCACAAGUCCAAACGCCAGAGCGACCCCACGCCGUUCGGCUACAAAGGCUGGAACAAGCCAACUCUGUCGCUGGACGCCUCAGGGGAGAACGACGGCUACUCCAGCGCUGAGGAACCUCUCAAUUCUGACCCCGAGGAUGAAAACACAAAGAAGCUGUGCGCUGGGAAAUACACUGUGCUGGUCGACUACGAGAAAGGAGGAGCGGAAGAGCUUUCAGUCAGGAGUGGAGACUCGGUGGAGCUGGUCAAAGAGGGGGACGAUGGACAAUGGUUUGUCCGUAACUUGAACUCCUCCUCCGAGGGCUGGAUCGCUGCUGCUAAUCUGCUCACUCUCAUUGAGAAAUCAAAGUCCUGUCAGUCCCUCACCAGCUCAGAGGGCAGCGGCUCGGGGAACCUCAGCACAUCAUCCAGCUGCAGCGAGACCUACACCAACUUCUCCGACGUCAAACCUCCGGCUCUGCAGUGAAGCCGCCGUCCCCAGCGCCUGCAUCACGUUAUCUGUGUUGUAUUGCCAAUAUCAGUACUUGAAUCAAAGUUUGCACAGAUUAUCUACAAAUUUCCUUUAUAUUUCCUGAUCACACGCUCAUUUAGGAGUUGAAACGCCAUGAAGCGAAUGAAUCGAUUCCACACCGCGACAGUAUAGUGCAGUGAUCGUCCUCCAUUUGCAAACCUGUCUGGUAGUUUCACUGAUUACAUAAUAGGUGUACAUACAGAUGGGCCAGCAUAUCAUUUUCUAGAUUGUAUUUAUUUCCGGUUCUGAGGAUUUUUAUGUCCAUAUUUCAGCUGGGUUUGUUAGUCAGAAUUAUGUGCAGCUUGUUUAUGGAAUGUUUUAUGUUUCCCUAAAUGUUAUUUAUUUGUUAAAUCAUUCAGUGUUUUUCAUUUUUCCCCCUGGUCUUCUUUUCUGUUGGUAUAUUGUCAGCCUGUUUGUAGAAACCUGUUCUCCCACCAGGCCUUGUACUCCCAACAGAUUCCUUCCUGUGUGAUUCAUCAGAGAUCCCUGUCAACUGUGGACGCUUCAACUUCUGAAUGUAGAUAUGCUGUCAUUGUCUGUGACAUGUUUGUUACUGAAGAGGCUUUAUUGUAAAAUAUGAAUAGUGAUGUCACUUUGGUGACGUGCACAUUUUUUUUACAUAAAUAACUUGUGAUAAUUCCA